Haemonchus placei is the source of this 114-nucleotide messenger RNA. Lineage: Eukaryota; Metazoa; Nematoda; Chromadorea; Rhabditida; Trichostrongylidae. The record is from the annotation of a GenBank genome assembly.
AUGCGUAUUGAUCAAAAUGAAACAUGGAUUGAGCACAUCGUACUUGUUACCGGCUACAAUUCCAAGGUCUUCCCUCCGAACGAUUUCAGGUUGAUUUUACUUUUGGUCAUCUAA